Molecule: messenger RNA, 1958 nt
Organism: Rhizophagus irregularis DAOM 181602=DAOM 197198
Lineage: Eukaryota; Fungi; Glomeromycota; Glomeromycetes; Glomerales; Glomeraceae
Biological process (GO): DNA repair
Molecular function (GO): metal ion binding; DNA binding
Source: RefSeq, a predicted model, not a curated record
AUUUGUGCCACAUAUUCUUCUGCAAUAUCAUCUCUCGAUUAUUAUUUUUACAAUUUGAUUCUUUCCGGGAUUUCUGUUAAACCAAAUGAGUUCAAUUUCAGACUCCAAUUCGCUCUCUAAUCUAACUAUGCUGUCAAAUUCCUUGCCAGCUAAUAAUUCCCACCGAGAAUCUUUGAUUUUUGAUGAUUCUUCGAGUCUUGAACAACUCGCUUGUCCCAUAUGUAACGAACAAAUGGUCUCCCUCUUACAACUUAAUCGUCAUUUGGACGACGAGCACAUGGAUACUUCUAUCGACCAAAAAGAUGGCAUUAUUAAAUGGUUUAAAAAUGCUCAAAGUACCAUUAUGAAGCCCCUUUCGAAAACAAAGAAUAACAUCUCGCAAUUAGCUAUGAAUAAAUUUAAUGAAUUUGAUAUUAACGGGUUGGACAAACAAUCCGAAUUUGUAACGAAAGCUCAUUGGAAACAAGAUGUCGAAAAUAUCGUAUGCUCGAACUCCGCUUGUGAAAAGUCAUUGAACAUUAUAAACGGCAAACACAAUUGUCGAAAGUGUGGUGAGUUCUUUUGUGAAGAUCAUUGUCGUUUAUCGAUGAAAUUGAAUAGGCAAGCACAACAUGAUCCUGUCAAUGGAUAUUUCUGCAGAGUAUGCGAUGAUUGUUUUGUUUCUCGAGAAGGUUAUUUAGAUACUGAAGGGGUUACAAGAAGUUGUACAUCGAUAUUUAUCAAAUACCGGACAAAAGGGAUUGAAAGAGCACAUUUAGAAGGAAACCGGCUCGAACAACGUCUAGAAAAGCUUGCCAAAGUGUACAUUACGCAAAUUAAACAGGUGAACUCCACCCAAGGAGGAUUGGCGCCUCCUUUGACUGCUAAACAUCGAAGAAGAGUUUCCGAACAGUCAAUUGUUAAAUGGCAGGACGAUGCGUCUGUGACUAAUUGCCCGUUAUGUAGAACAUCUUUUGGCAAGAUAACUAAUCGCAAACAUCAUUGUCGUCUUUGUGGACGCGUUAUUUGUGAAAAAUGUUCGUCAAAAAUUCCUCUGAAUCUAAAUAACUAUUCAGAAGUGGCAGAUCAAGACUCUAUCGGCGAAAUUCGCGCCUGUAAGGAGUGUCGUUCUGCUGUGUUUAGGCGAAAAGAGUAUAACGAAGAAAUAGCAAAGACACCUCCGGUCGUUAUGUUAUAUCAGAAAUUAACGAAAAUCAGAUCUGCAAUUGAUUCUACAUUACCUAAAUUUCAAGACAUGCUUAUUAUGUUAAAGAGUAAAGAAAUAAUUAAUCAAACACAUGCGGAUUAUCAAUUGGCUGCACGAUCACGAAAAGAACUAUUGGAUAAUUUUGCUCAGUUUGACGCGAUCAGCAAAAGAAUCAAUUCGUUGCUUACCUAUUCUGAAUCCGAAAGACGUCUUCAAUCCAAUAUUCACUUAGCCGCAAAUCAAUAUCUACAACAAAAUAUGUUACCACUUUCAGUAUUACCAAAAAUGUUCAAAAAGGAUCAAACUCAAAAUACGAACGGCCAACAAUAUGGAUAUUUUGACGAUGAUGAUGAUUCGUCUGAAGCUAUACCUGCUUUUGCUGCUUUUGCUAAUGGAAGACCUAGAUCACUUUCAAUGUCUUCUACCAAAUCUGUAAAAGAAGAAGAGCAGCUUCGACAGCAAUUAGAAGCAUUUUUGGAACAAGAAAAGAGAUUAGAAGAGUUUAUUCAAGAAGCUACUAGAAAAAGAAAAUUUGAUGAUCUAAAGACAUUAAAAACUUCGUUAGAUGAAAUAAAAUUGGAAAUUGACAAGAAAAGGAAAGAACUCGGUGAUUUAUGGCCUUGAAUUCUAUAGUUAUUUAGUGUAUAUAUAUUUAAAAAAGACAAAAAUAUUAUUAAUUCGUUUACGAAAAAUUUUGAUUCAUGGAAUAUUAGGAUGUAUCGAAUAUAUAUUAUUUUUUAUUUUUUAUUGCAUUAUUAAUAUAUUAUAUAAU